Messenger RNA from Engraulis encrasicolus (European anchovy), 7120 nucleotides. It is a transcript of the gene tiam2b, whose product is annotated as rho guanine nucleotide exchange factor TIAM2. Gene Ontology annotation, biological process: activation of GTPase activity; positive regulation of axonogenesis; small GTPase-mediated signal transduction. The record is from RefSeq and is a predicted model, not a curated record. Gene Ontology annotation, cellular component: membrane; synapse. NCBI's taxonomy places the organism in Eukaryota, Metazoa, Chordata, Actinopteri, Clupeiformes, Engraulidae. Gene Ontology annotation, molecular function: protein binding; guanyl-nucleotide exchange factor activity. The coding region runs from base 508 to 5925 and encodes 1805 amino acids. The transcript has 25 exons.
UACUGAUGCUGCCAGAGUGACUUCCCACAGUCGCCAGUGGACUCACAGCGCAUGGAAUUCGGUCAGGAGAAUUUAGUUGAAGUACGCGAAAAGGACGUUUAAUUUCAAGAGAAAGUUUUGUUAUGUGAGAAAGUUAAAGGAGAAGAAAGUGGUGAAAAGUCGUUGAAAGAAGGGUGCAGUUAUCCAAGGAUACGCCUGUGACGACUGAAGGGAAAGCGCAACAGCUGUGUGAGCGAGCGACAGAGCAACAGAAAGAGAGAGAGAGGGAGGAGGGUGCCACGGAGUGAAGAGCACUGAAGAGUUAAGCGCUCCGUGCCGGAGAGAGAGAAAGACACUGAGAGAAACAGCAGUCCCUGGAGAGACGGAGCAGAGGACAGAACCCUUGAAGCUCCCCCGAAAGAGUUAAACCACCUGAGGAAUACAAACGGGAUAUCAGCUGUGGGACGCUGAGGAAUUAUGCUAACGGCUCCCAGACUCCCCUGAAGACAGGAGCUGUUGCUGACCAGGAUGGGAAACGCAGACAGCCAGUACAGCAGCUUCAUCCUGCCGGGGAAGCCUCGUCCCUGCUCCCUCAAGUUCCCCUCCUCCUCCAAGGACCAGGCCCUGUCCCCCCACGGCUGGUGGAGGGGCACGGACCUAGGCACCGUCUACAAGGCCCGCGUCGGGGCCAGAACCACAUCGGCAGGACUUUCUACUCACAAGAACAAUAGCCAGCCUUACCUCUCCCGCCACUAUGACUAUGUGAGCAACGCUGGUGGUGGUGGUGGUGGUGGCGGCGGUGGGGACCCACAGAGGUCUUCCUCCCCACUUCGGUGUGGCGGGGACGGGGGGUGGGACGGAUGUUACUCCUCCUCUGGGGGGCUCCAGGCGUCUUCCGCCGGGGAUCCAGGUGUGGAUCCUCUGGGGAGCAGGAGCAGCCCCAAGGUGCUCUUCAGCAAAGAUGGAAGUUUACGCGUGGAGUUCACCAACAUUCGCCAUCAGCAGGAAGAGGAGGUCCACCACGAUGAGGAGGAGGAAGGGAGUAGCACGGUGGCGCGGCCCAACGUCGGCCCAGGCGACGCCGGCCAGCGCACCAGCAACGGCAGCUCGCUGAGCUCCGAGGGCUCCUGGUACGACUCGCCCUGGGGCACCGGCUGCGGCGGAGGAGGAGGAGACGCCAUGAUGAUGAUCAACGACAACGAUAACGUCUUCCUCGCCGGCGGCAACCACCAGGCGCCCCACCACCACCCCGCCUUCCCCUCGCCCCUCGGUUGCCACGACAACAACAACACCACAGGCUCCUCCUCUUCCUCCUCCUGCUUCUCCGGCGGCACCGUCGUGGGCCGCCACGGUGACGAACUCGGCAGCUUCGGCUCGUCGUCGUCGCACUUCCGCCUGAGCCAGCUGGCCGGCAGCCGGGGCUACCUGGUGGGCAGCGGCUACAACACCUGCUCGUCCGGCCGCACCGAGGACAGCGGCAUCGGGGACUCGCUGAUGGCCCUGCCGGCCGACCAGGAGCAGGAGCAGGAGCAGGAGCUGGAGCGGAUGGCCUCUGCGGAGGAGGUGGCCCUCUCCGGACGCUACAGCAGCCCCAGCCUCAUCAACCCCUUCCCCUUGCCCUCGCAGUUCCAGGACGCCCCUGGGCUCGCUCAUCAUCAUCAUCAUCUUCAUCACCAACAACACCACCAUCAUCACCUCAGUCAGCAGCAUCACCAUGCCUCUGUGGCCUCGGCCCUGGAUUCGGCGACGCUCGGUACGCAGCGACGAGAGCUUUGUGAUCCCUCCGGGAUGCCGUACUCCUCGCUGACCUUGCCGUGCCGCAAGCCGAGCAGUGGCAGCAGCAGCAGCAACGGCAACACCAGGAAGGACUCCCUCAAGAGCCGGAUCAGGAAACUCAGCGAUUGGACGGGCAGCCUGAGCAGGAAGAAGAGGAGGCUGCAGGAUCCCAGCUCAAACGAGCCCACCGACGCAUUCAGGACCAACAACCUGUCUCCCGUCGAUCCCCAAGCCAGUGCCUCCUACUGGGCUCUCAGUGUGCCCCCCCAGCCUCACCCCCAAACGCAGCCUCCCCUCCACCACCACCUACACCUCCAGCCUGGCCCCGGCUCCAUGUCUGGCUCUGCCUUCGGCUCCUCCAUGACCCUCCACAGCCAGCAGCAGCAGCUACACAACAACAUGCUGAGGCAGAACAUCUACCAGAACUUCAUGCAGGAGCUGGAGACUGGUGGAGGUGGAGGUGGUGGAGGAGGAGGAGGCGGCGCAGUGGUGGCCGACAUGGGGGCCCCGACGUCGGAGGGCGAAGGGGAGGCCGGGGAGGCGGAGGUGGGGGAGAGCAGCAGCAGCUCCCUGGGCUCGCUGGAGCAGCUGGACCUGAUGUGCGAGAAGGAGCAGGGGGUGGUGAGGAGGGCCGGCUGGCUGUCCUUCAAGCCCCUCAUCACGCCGCACCACAAGGAGCGCAAGCUAGAGCUGGUGGCCCGCCGCAAGUGGAGGCAGUACUGGGUCACCCUCAAAGGAUGCAUGUUACUCUUCUAUGAGACCUAUGGGAAGGCCUCGUCGUCCUCCUCCUCCUCUGGUGAACAAGACCUGUCUCCCUGCUACGCUCUGCUGGCCGAGGACAGCAUCGUGCAGGCCGUGCCCGAGCACCCCAAGAAGGAGCACGUCUUCUGCCUCAGCAACGCCUAUGGAGACGUCUACCUAUUCCAGGCGGCCAACCAGACGGAUGUGGAGAACUGGGUGACGGCGUUGCACUCGGCGAGCGCAUCCCUGUUGGCGCGGCGACAAGGCAAGGAGGACACGGUGCGUCUGCUGCGCGGCCAGACACGCGGCCUGCUGCAGAAGAUCGACAUGGACGCCAAGAUGAAGAAGAUGGCCGAGCUGCAGCUGUCAGUCGUCAGCGACCAGAAGAACAGGAAGGCCAUCGAGAGCCAGAUCCAGCAGUGGGAUCAGAACCUGGAGGGUUUCCACAUGGAGUUGUUCCGCGUGCGCUGCUACCUGGCCAGCCUGCAGGGAGGCGAGCUGCCCAACCCCAAGAGCCUCCUGGCCGCCGCCAGCCGGCCCUCCAAGAUGGCCCUCAGCCGCCUCGGCAUCUUCUCAGUAUCCUCCUUCCACGCACUGAUCUGCACUCGUGACGAGGCAAACCUGCGGCGGCGAACUCGCUCCCUGUCCCGGCGCUGCAGGACCAAGAGGGGCCUCUUCUCCUCACUCAAGGGCCUGGACAGCCUGACCAAGCGCAGCCACGCAGGCACACGCGCCGACCACAAGCACACCUCCACACAGCAGAAGCCAGACGGCGUCGCCAAACUGCAUACAACACUGCCCCCCGAAGGCCAGCUGUGGGACAGCAGCCUGGAGAGCCUGGUGUGCGUGCACAUGCCGGACGGCCGUGCGGUCACUGUGCCCAUCAAGCAGGACUCCCUGGUGGCCGAUGUCCUCACACAGGCCUGCAAGGUCCAUCAGCUGGAGCCGUGUCUGUUUGGGCUGCGUGUGAAGAAGCGUAUUGGAGACGAGGUGGAGCUCUACACAGCCUCCUCUACGGACACACUCAAGGAGCUGGCGUUUGAUGAGCUGGAGGUGUUCCCGCUCAAUGUCUUCACCCGAAACCUGUCCCGCCCUGACACCUCCUCUGACUUUGGGUUUGCUGUGACAGGCCAUGUGGACGGUUUGGGAAGAAGCCACAUCUACGUCAGUGAGCUGAACCCUGAGGGGUUGGCUUUCUCGGAAGGUCUGCUAGCGGGGGACGAGAUCCUGGUGCUGAACGGGUCGAGCGUGUCCUCGUGUGACCUGGGCCUGAUGCAGGCCUACUUCAGCCAGCCCAGCGUCAGCCUGGUCCUGUGGAGGGAGGAGGCCGUCCCCGGCCCGGUCUCGGACCAACAGAGCCCCGUCUGGCCUGACUGCCAGGCCGCCGCCGAGCCUCCGUACCCGGCCUUCCCACCCCCGAGCUCCCAGCCCCAACACGUGGAGCACUUCCCACCCUGGCCUUCAGACUCUACUCCAUCCCUGGAGGUUCCAGAAGGCUCCGUAGCAGCUGCUUCUGGUUCUGAGGAUGGAACUCUGCAGAAUGUUCCAUCAGACGACUCUGGCUCUCCUAGGACGAGUGCAGAGAAUGUGGGUUCUCUGUAUCAGACGUUCCCCGAAGGCCCCGUGCUGGAGGCCCCUGAGGGCCACAGGAACCCCUACAGCAGCGAGGCCCCGGCCCAGAGACCGCCGCCCUGCCCCCGACACAUGUCCAUCACAGAGCGCCUACGCAAGGUCAUCCAGGAGCUACUGGACACAGAGAAGUCAUAUGUCAAGGAUUUGGGCUGUCUGUUUGAGAUCUACCUGAAGCCCUUGCAGACGGAGACCUUCCUCUCCCAGGAUGAGAUGGAGUCUCUGUUUGGGAGCCUGCCGGAGAUGCUGGAUUUCCAGCGCCUCUUCCUGCACACGCUGGAGGAGCGCAUCGCCUGCUCGCCCGACUUCAGCAUCCUCCAGACCCCUGAGCAGUUCAAGAAACUCCUCUUCUCUCUGGGUGGAUCAUUCCUGAAUUAUGCGGACCACUUCAAGCUGUACAGCGGCUUCUGUGCCAACCACAUCAAGGUUCAGAAGGUGCUGGAGCGAGCUAAGACGGACCAGGCGUUUAAGGAGUUUCUGGAGGCGCGUAACCCGACUAAGCAGCACUCCUCUACUCUGGAGUCCUACCUGAUCAAGCCGGUGCAGCGCGUCCUCAAGUACCCCCUGCUGCUCCGAGAGCUCGUCUCCCUCACCGACACUCACAGCGACGAGCACAGCCACCUCACAGAGGCCCUGCGAGCCAUGGAGAAGGUGGCCAGCCACAUCAACGAGAUGCAGAAGAUUUACGAGGACUACGGCACCGUCUUCGACCAGCUGGUCGCGGAGCAGAGCAGUCGAGAGAAAGAGGUGACUGAGAUCUCCAUGGGCGAGUUCCUGCUGCGCUCCUCAGCACUGUGGCUGAACCCCCAUCCCUCUCUGGGACGCAUGAGGAAGGAGCCGGAACUCACCAUCUUCCUCUUCAAGAGGGCUGCAAUUUUGGUGUAUCGUGAGAGCACCAAGCUGAAGAAGAGAAUGACGUCGUCUCGCUCGGCCUUCUCGCAGGGAGAUCUGGACCCCUUCAAGUUCCGAUGGCUCAUUCCUGUGUCAGCACUACAGGUCCGGCUGGGAAACACAGCAGGCUCCGACAACCCCGGCAUCUGGGAGCUGGUCCACACCAAGUCAGAGGUGGAGGGGAGGCCCGAGACAGUCUUCCAGCUGUGCAGCAGCGAUUUGGUAAGCAAAGCCAACGUGCUGAAGACCAUCCGUUCCCAGCUGAGGGAGAGUGCCAAGCGGCCCGUCCCUGGCGAGAGGAGCUACCGGGACCAUCUGUCCACCUUCAGGAAACCCCAGCACCCGGCCCCCACCACCACUCAAUCUGGACCAUGGGUACCACGCAACCCACCUCACCACACCCACCACCAUCCAAACCCCUACGCGCACCCCCACAGGCUCCGGCCCGCUCACCUGGACCCGGACAGCGACUGCCACUCAGAGCCCCCCAUGCCCAGCCGGGCCAGGCACUACCCCAGCCACCACAGCCUCACGCUGGACAAGAAAGCUCGACUCCACUCCCUCACCAGCGUCCUGGAGUCCCAGCUGCAGAGGCUGAACUUCGCUGAUGAGGCUGCCAGCAGCGGUAGUGGUGGAGGUGGUGGAGGUGGGGAUAGUGAAGUCGGCAGCAGUAGUAGCAGUAGUGGUGGUGGUGAUGGUGGUAGCAGGAGCAGCAGCAGGCUGACUGUGGUGGGGGACAGGCAGGGAUGCGAGAGUAGUAUGGGCCUGGUGGAGUCUCAGAGCUCCAUGGAGCUCAACUGUCUGCUGACCAGAGACUUCAGCGUGCAGAGCCUCUCGUCCGUGGUCAACGAGGACUGCUUCUACGACUCGGUCAUGGGCAUACAGAAGGCCGUCAUACCCACCCAGUAAAGGAUGAACUGAAAAACAGAGAAGAAGAAAAAAACAAAGCACACAGUCGAAUAAGUUGGAGUAUGGACUUGUAAAUUACGCACACAAAAGGACAGACUAAAAAGAAAAGAAAAGAAAGAAAUCAAAGCACACAGCCGACUUUGUUGGAGUAUGGACAGACAGCACUGUCAACAACAACCCUGGGGAUUGUUGACUAGAGGACCCGUGCAUGACGUUUCCAUGGAGACAGAUCUUUGAACACAUGGGAUGUCAGGGGUUGGAUCGGUGACAAGAGCUUUGGCACCUGUACAUUUAAGCCUUAAUUUGUAGCCGAACCUAAGUAAGAGAAGCUUGGAGGCCAUCUUGCUGUAGCAGAGGAGAUUAGCUGAUGGACGAUGACCUCCAUUCAGUAGACGCUUGAGUGUUAAAGCAACACUAAGUAGUUUCUAAAUCAUUUUCUUUUUUUUAAUAUAAUAUGUUUCCAAAACCGUUGAGCGGCUCAUCAUAAACGGGUGAAAGGACACUUCUGAAUUGUCUGCCACCCGGACUAAGGAGUGGUAUGUUUUGGGGGUGCGUCUCGUCUCCCUUUUUAAUUUGAAUGAGGUACAAUUCUGCUUCCAACCUGUAGGACGUCCCAAGAGGAAAACUACAUAGUGUUGCUUUAAGACCUCAUUAGCACUGUGCAGUGGACGAACUGAACCUAUAAAGCUUGUAGGACUUUUAGUUGGUCCACUGAUUAUUAUGCCUUGUGGCCUUGUUUAUGUAAGCACUAAGACCAUUUGUUUGCCUGUGUCAAUUGACAUUCCCUUUUUUCCCCUUUCGUGUGUACUUUUUUUAUUAGCUUUUUCGACAAAGGCAAUUUUGAGUUAAAAACUGGAAUUGCUCGAUUGAAAAUAAAAACAUGAUAAUGAGUAUUCAAAGAUUCAAAAGAUGCACAAAUAACUAUUUUGUCUAAAUUAUAUUUGUAUAUUUCCUAUCCAUUGUAUUUGGUAAUGUUUCCUAUUGCAUUUAUAAGAACUUUUUUUAAUGUAUGAGGCAUGCUUUUGUUUAACUUAAAAAUAUGCUCUAGAUGUUUUGAGUUUUGUAAUAUUUUUGUGGUAUUAUUUUUCAAGUAUUGUUGUUGAGAUGUUUUCAGUUUUACCCAAACCUGGCCGAAGUGUAAUUUAUUUGUAAUAUAUUCUUGAUCCUUUGUGUAAGCAUUUGUUGCCAUUGUACA